Molecule: messenger RNA, 335 nt
Organism: Populus euphratica (Euphrates poplar)
Lineage: Eukaryota; Viridiplantae; Streptophyta; Magnoliopsida; Malpighiales; Salicaceae
Product: putative ripening-related protein 1
Exons: 1
Source: RefSeq, a predicted model, not a curated record
AUGAAGGCUUUUAGCAUGAAAAACUCUGUUUUUCUCCUAGCUAUUCUAGUCUUAACCUAUACUUUACAUAUUGAAGCUCAGCAAUGCCAUCCAAGCGGCCGGAUCAGGGGAACGAAUCCUCCUCCGGACCAAUGCAACCAAGAGAACGAUUCGGACUGUUGCAAAAAGGGCAAGUACUACACAACCUACAAAUGUUCACCGCCGGUGUCCAGAAGCACAAAAGCAACCCUUACCCUGAACAGCUUUCAGAAGGGUGGGGAUGGAGGCGCACCAUCAGAGUGUGACAAUCAAUACCACUCCGAUGACACACCUGUGGUGGCGCUUUCAACUGGAUG